AAUACUGGUGGAGUCGAGGGUUAUUAGCAGGUCACUAAGUUCCAUAUCGUAUCAAAUAUUCCAAUCUCGAACAAUACAUUAGACCGGGAACUUAAAUCCUCACAGAGUAUAAUAAAAAUUUGUCAAUAGCAGGCGGAUGAUCCAUCCUACUCCUUCAUGUACUGUGAAUUUCUGAUCGAAAUACAGUUUAAAUAUUGAUAGCAGUUUUACUUUGAAAGGACAGAUAUUGUGAAGUACAUGUACUCCAUUCCCUAAGGAAAAGACUUGAAAUCAUUGUGGUAUAUCGUUAUAAGUUCCAGUCCUUGGCUAGCACUUUAACUGUUAGAGACAUUGGCGUUCACUAUUUCACUAGCAUUCUAGUUAAUGCCUACACAUACUUGUCCGAGAUGUUCUCAUUAGAAUAACGGUCACCUUGUUUUAUUAAUUAUUCAACGAUGUCAACUAUAUCACCAAUUAAAUUUCCCAUCAAGUUCAUUUCAUAUCCAGCUUAUUGCACUGCACAGAACGUUCAGGAAAUCAAGAUCCUGUUAUUUGACCUAGAAAUAUCAAUCAGUGACUUUUAUCCCUCAAUGAUACCGACGAACUAAACAGAAGAAUAGUUCAAAUCCACACGAUGUCAAACAAUGAAGAUAAACCCGGGAUUGGAGUAUUAGUCAUCGCCAUGUUGUUAGUUACAGGACAAACAAGCGCUGUCGAUUUCAACAAUAUACUCCAUCAGUAUACAUUAAUAUGUGGACAAUCACAUCUAUGUGGCAGAACAACAUUUGCGGAAGAUUUAGAUCCACCUAGCAUUUACCACGGUCCUAUAUUUUGUCCCAGAUGUAAAUGUGACAGUAACUGUUUUGAACGAGGAAACUGCUGCCCGGAUCUCCUGUUCCCACACCCGGGAUUAGCUUGUCUAAAUCUUACAGUAUUUCAUUCUAAAAAUGUUAGGAAUCACGCAUUAGCUCAUACAGAAUGUCCGGCAGCAACACCGGAAACGUUAGCCAAAAGAUGUUCCGGGGAUUACACUAUCAUGGAGAAGUUUACAAUGACUCCAGUGUCGUCCAACAACAGUUUGGUUGUUUAUAGAAACAAGUUUUGUGCUGAAUGUUUCGGAGAGGAAAACACUGUUCCUUGGUCUCUGAAUAUCGAUUGCCAGGGGAUGAUUGAUCUGAACCAUGUAACUUCGUACGACGCUCUCUUGGGUAUGAUUGAAGAAAAUUCGUGUUCUAUGACUUAUCAAUCUCCAAACCACCAAAGGUAUGUUAGUUGUGAUAUACCACGAAACUUGAAGGACUUUAGAAAGAUCGAAGAGUGCAACAUCACGGGAGCUUGGGCUACUUAUGACCCAGACAUAGAAUGGGCGUGUCAAAGAAUUGACCAGCCGUACAAAUACUACAAAAACAUUUUCUGUUAUAUGUGUAAUCCAGGGAAAUAUAGGAGGAAAAGUCAAAUAAUUGAUCAAUGCAACCAAACAGCAGUAUGGUCAGUCUUUGAUAAAAACCUCCGGGAUGUGUGUGACCUAGCUCCAUCAGUUCCGGAAUCGUAUCCUUUCAAAAACGUCUUUUGUUAUCAAUGUAACAGAAAUACUAGCAACGAUGACAUCUUCUUGGAUGCAUCGAUCGACAUAGAAUCAGAGGAGAUCUCGACAUUCGGGUUUAGAAUAACGUCUUUUAAUAACUUGAAAGUCCAGACGGCUGGUAAAGCUACAAUGAUAAGCACCAGAAACACAUCCUCGUGGUAUGACACGGCUGUGCCAGAAGAAGGUAUGGCAGUAGACAUACAGAAGUUACUUUUUAUGCACUUUCUGCAUUACGGACAUCAAUUGUAUUGCGAUAAGACUUUGUCUUUUAAGGAUGCUCGAGAUACAAAUGUUGACAACUUACCAGAAUGUGGGUGUGACAUCACGUGUGUCCAGACAUCAGAUUGCUGUACCGAUUUCGCAAUGACGUCACCAAUAACGGUUCCGAAACAUAUACCUGGUUUUGUUGUCUCAAAGUGCUACAAUGUAACGGAUACGCCAUAUUUAUUGAAUUCGUGCCAAGAUGGAGGCACUGACGCCAGCUUUGCCCACGUACCGAUUACAUCUAGCCAAUCAGGAAUAAUGUAUCGUAACGUAUAUUGUUUCCUCUGUAACGAAGGACGUGCUUUGUUACCAUCAACCAACUUCGCAGGUGAUGUCCACAUAUCGCUCUCACAGGAGAUGUACGAAGCGUUGGAUUUGAAACUGGAAUGUGAUUUCCUGAUAAAGUACGAAGAAUUUUAUCUGUUAAGCGAGUUGAUUAAGAACGUAGAACACAAAGUACAAAACCAUGGGAAUGCAAUAUGUACAAUACGAUUCCCUACAUACGGUAUUGGCAACCGACUUCAAGUGAGUACAGUUUCUAUAUGUAAUAUAACCGGACAAUGGGACGUUUACGACGCGGAUAUCAAGUGGGCAUGCGAGAAUUACAUACCAGAUAUCACAUUUUUUUUCCAGGAUGGAAUAACCGAGUACCGUAACAUAUUUUGCAAAAUCUGCAAUUCAAAUUCAACCAGCAAGAUAACUAUAGAUACAUGUAGUGUGAAAGGACACGUGGCACCGAUAAAUGUUACCAUGGCCUCUAGAUGUGAAAUGUAUCCGACGGCACCCUCCAUGGUCGUGUAUAAGAAUAAGUUUUGUGCAGAAUGCUAUCCACAAGAAAAAGCAAAGCACUUGGUGCCAACUGUAAUUUUCACUAAGAAAGACGAUUGUAUUGAUAAAAGCGUGGUGGAAUUCACACCAAUGCUCACCUCCACAUACAGGAAAAUGUUUACGUUCAAAGCCCUCGCAGAUAAUGCCGUUUCAGACGACGCAAAGAAUUCUAAUAUGAGUGGACGAUGUCAACAAGAUGAAGUAUUUGAUUCAAAAAAGGUUGUUUGUCGUCCCUUGCAUUGCUUUGAAGGUAAGUACCUCGCCGGAAAUGCUUGUCGGCCAUUUUUACCAUACGCGACGUUGCUUGGAUACACAAUGGCGAUGAAUGUGGUAGUGAAUUUCACACCAAAGAAUAAUGACACAAUCGGUGAAGUAAUGGGACCAUUGCAAAACGUUAUCAAAGAUCUUGUUUCGACAAAUCUUAAGAUUAGACCCGAAUACAUUGAGUUUGUGUCCAUGUAUAUGCUUGUUCACCAAAGUUGUGGUUCGAGCCUCGAUCCCACACGACAACAGUUCCUAUUGCAUACGUCUUUUGUUAUUGAAUCAAUGGUAGAUAGACUAGCCACUGAAAAUCAACUGGUCACUAUGACGUCAUCAAAUUUUAGUGUACCAUGCAUGGGUAUAGUAUGUAAUGUGAAAUUCGCAUACGACAAAGGAGCACUCGAACUGCCAACCACAACACAUACGACAGAAUUAGAUGAUAGCUGUUUCCUCGUCUCCCACCGACAGUUUAGCUACACUUCAGAGAGAUAUAAGCUAAAGUAUGUUUCAAAGUUUUUAACCUGUCAGCAUGUCGAAAUCGAUGAAGACCAAUACAAAUCUUAUGGCCAUAACUUCUACAUAGACCUCUUGCCGAGCGGGCCAAGGUUAAACUUCGGCGAAUUUCGAAAAACUGGUUCCUCUAAGCGCAUACAAAUCUGUUUCGAAGACUUCGAAACAAUGAUGGCAUCACUCAUAGGAAAAAAUGAAGACUCGAUAGAAGACACUGUGAAAUUUGUUUUGCAAGUUAUAUCUUUUGUGUGUGUCUGUUUAUCAGUUUUGGGGCUGCUUAUAACAUUUCUGACUUACUGCUUCUUCUCCUCUCUCCGAACUCUUCCCGGUAAGAACAAUAUGUGUCUGAUAGCGUCUUUGUUUUUGUCACAAUUUCUCAUGCAGCUUGGUAUAUCACAACCUAAGGACAGAACGCUGUGCGCCACAUUCGGUCUCAUGAUCCAUUACUUUUGGCUGGUAACAUUUUUUAGCAUGAAUGUAUGUUCCUACCACAUGUUUCGUGUGUUUGUUUUCCCACUGAAUCAGAUAAAAAAUAAGAAAUCUGAGUAUUCGACACAUUUGCGGUAUCUUUGCUACUGCUUAGGUUUGCCUGCAUUGAUCAUUGCAAUGUAUGUGGGGAUUUCUGUGAGCGAGGAAGGUAAUAUCGGAUACGGAAGUGACGUCAAAUGUUUUAUAUCGUCGUUGCCUGCCUUCAUAGCUACAUUUAUUGCUCCUGUAUUCGUAAUCUGUUUGGCAAAUAUUGUAUUCUACUCUGUCACUGUAUAUCAUAUUGCCAAGGUUCCUCACGUCUCGUCCAAUAAGUCCUCUCGACGUGAAGUUAGUGUUCAUAUCAAACUGUUUCUACUAACAGGGAUUUCGUGGAUCUUCCAGUUGAUCGACUCGUUUGUCCCUGUGUCUGCCUUUUCCAUUAUUGUGAAUUUCGUUAAUGCUUCACAGGGUAUUUUCAUUUUUAUUGCUUACUGCGUAAACAGGCGAGUACGGUCCUUUUAUAAGGAUAGUUUAUCAUUUCGGACAUCCUCGUCCGUUAUAACGUCGUCUUCAGGAAGGAGAAUAUCGAGAAAGGAGGCUUCCACAGAUAAUCAAAUCUGAUAUUUCGGAUAUCCUCGUCAGUAAUAACGUCAUCUUCAGGAAGGAGAAUAUUGAGUAAGGAGGCUUCCAAAGAUGAUCAAAUCCGAUAUCAUUUUGGACAUCCUCGUCAGUAGCUAAGGCAACAACAGCAUCAUGAGGAAGGAGGAAACUACGUUUUAGAGAUAGUGAUAUCUGAUAUAAAUCUGAGGUUAAAUUUACUUCUCAUCCAGAACCGUCGUCACUUAUUUUUUUCUGUGCAUUUUCCCUGACUUUUAUCAUUUCAAAAUGCAUAUAAUCGAUCGAUAUUUUUCUAUUGGUAAAUAGCCGAUCUGAAUUACAUUGCAUGCAUGAUAGGGGAAUGUCAUUUCAGGGAUAGAUGUUUAACCUUUAUAUCUCCUUCUAUCACACGUCUUUAAGGAUGUCUGGAACAUUACUUUAAUUACAUUAAUGUUUGCACGUCAAUUAAGUACACAUUUGUUAUACUCCAAUGAAUUUCUACUUAUAUUCAUUUUUGCUGAUAAUAACACUAAACAAUUAACUACUUCCCUUACGCUCAUCUCGAUUCAAUUAACACACAUCCAUUUGCUUUUUAGUUCAUUUAUCUUCUUAUGGCAUUUGUUAUCAUUAUGGGAUUGAGAGUAUACUUUAAUAUUGAGAAAUUGGCGUUCUCUCUGUGUACGAGGGCUGAGUGAUAAGUUGUGAGCCUCGUAUUGAAGGAGGUACUCAGGGAUGUUUUUUUAAGUCCUGCUAUUCUCUGACUAUAUAGGGCAGUGUACCCAAGGUCUGGUCCCAUUUUGUUAGUGUAAACAAGACAAGCGGCUUUUGCAAAAUGGACAAAAUCGGUUAGGGUUAUGGUGAAAGGUGAUGGCUGCCAUUCACGAUUGUGGCUUUAAAUAGAUGGAGCAUCCACCUUAUUCACCUGAUCUCGCUCGAUCUAUUUUCAAAACUGAAAAUAGCUAUUUCAGGCACCCUUACCCUAACCCUAACCCUAACCCUGUCAUGCAGUGGAUGGCUUUCUGAACAACCAAGAAAAGGAGUUCUAUAAAAGUGGCAUUGAGACCCUUAAACAACGCUGGCAAAAGUGUAUAGAUACUGAAGAGGAAAAUAACACAAUAUGUCAGGCGAAAUUCAAAUUCUUCAAUUUGAGGCUUACAACAGACCAACAGCCCUCGUAUAUUUAGUCUAGUCUUAUUAUGUUGAUUUAGAUUUUUUUUUAGAUCUGUACCACAAAUAAAAAAAUUAAUGCAUGUUUCUGCAGUUCCAUGAUACUGUCAAAACGUGCCGUUAGCUUGGUGUGUUAUGGAAUCAUUAAACUUCCUAGAAGGUAUAUCCUUCCACUGAUUAAUACCAUAUGCAAAACAUGUUUGCCCUGUUGAAUAAAAUGUUGACCCGUUUAAAUGUAUGGUGACUAGGAUGAUAAAUGUCAUAUUUAUUCAAUUCCCCAAUGUGCUUAAUAGCUAUUGAUUUGAUAGACAGAGAGUUAAACUGUAUGCUGUAGAACGAUAACCCGAAAGCUAAUGUUAAACAAUCAAUUUGAUGCUAUCUUAUUAUCGUACAGUUUUUGUGUCGACUUGUGGUUAGUUAACUGUCAUCGAUGUAUGAUUGUAUAUAUCGUUCGAUUAAAUUCCAUUCCAUAAUA
This is a messenger RNA of Pecten maximus, 6134 nucleotides long. RefSeq lists its product as uncharacterized. Gene Ontology annotation, molecular function: G protein-coupled receptor activity. The transcript has 3 exons. The record is from RefSeq and is a predicted model, not a curated record. Gene Ontology annotation, biological process: G protein-coupled receptor signaling pathway; cell surface receptor signaling pathway. Gene Ontology annotation, cellular component: membrane. The coding region runs from base 614 to 4516 and encodes 1300 amino acids. Lineage: Eukaryota; Metazoa; Mollusca; Bivalvia; Pectinida; Pectinidae.